ACUUGCAUUGUAAAUAGACUUACAUUCCUCGCUCGCGUCGCUAUUUAUUAGACCAGGCAGGCAGCUCAACACACACUCGAAUCCGCAAGCUGUUAUCAGAGUGACUGUCCUUAACUCCAACAUCUGCAUCAUCUCUCUCGAUCUCCUCCUAUUCUCAGCUCGAUCGGUUCUAUCUCUUCUUACUUCAUUGCAAGAUGCCUUCGUUCGAGUAUGCGCUGGAGCUGGAAGUGUCUGCUGUCGCCAUGUGGGCAGCGUUGAAGGAUCAACACACCAUCUUUCCCAAGCUCAUGCCAGAAGCUAUCGCCAGCAUGGAGAUCGUAGACGGUGAAGGAGGCCCAGGAUCUUCCCGCGUCGUCAAGUUCGGACCAAUGGUCCCGGAAGGUGGAUUUGUGAAGGAACGGAUCGUGAGCCUGGACGUCGAAGGCCGCUCCGUUGUUUCUGAAGAGGUCGAAGGUGGUCAUUUGGCGCAAUUCGGAUUUACCAAGUGGGUGCAAACACUGAAGCUAGAGUCGACAGGCGACAACACCUCGAAAUUGCUCAUCUCUGCCGAAUUCGAGGGUGGCUCAGACGAAAGCGCCGCCAAGUCAGAACAAAUGACGAAGCAGGGACUUACCCACACCUUCAAGGCACUUGAGCAAUACGUGAAGAGCAGCGCUUGAGCAGCGAGUCGAAUUUUCUUUGAAUGUUAAAUUGGCAUCUUUCAGUGUCGUCAAGUUUGUAUAGAUGAGUGAUCCGAAUGAGUUUAUCAUGUACACGAGCUGAUAUUCGUUUCAAAUGAAAGAUUUGUACUCUAGACUUGCUUUUGAGAUCAUUGUAAUCUAUCAUAGCCAUGCUGUGGCUCGUACAUCGACAGACUCGAUGGACUUCGCAGACUGGGAGCUUCCAACUGUAGAGUCUCUUCGGCUUUGCAAAUUGCAAGCCCUCUAAAAAGCUUAUUCUUGUCUCAAAAUUGGACUACGC
Molecule: messenger RNA, 960 nt
Organism: Marchantia polymorpha subsp. ruderalis
Lineage: Eukaryota; Viridiplantae; Streptophyta; Marchantiopsida; Marchantiales; Marchantiaceae
Source: the annotation of a GenBank genome assembly